AUGUUCAUAGCCAUCGUUACAUUGUAUAUGCGAUAUACUUUCAAAUCUACUGUUACUCUAGAGUUACUCUAUACUGUUACUCUAGAGUUACUCUACACUGUUACUCUAGAGUUACUCUACACUGUUACUGUUACUCUAGAGUUACUCUACACUGUUACUGUUACUCUAGAGUUACUCUACACUGUUACUGUUACUCUAGAGUUACUCUACACUGUUACUGUUACUCUAGAGUUACUCUACACUGUUACUCUAGAGCUCCUCUACACUGUUACUGUUGCUCUAGAGUUACUCUACACUGUUACUGUUACUCUAGAGUUACUCUACACUGUUACUGUUACUCUAGAGUUACUCUACACUUUUACUGUUACUCUAGAGUUACUCUACACUGUUACUGUUACUCUAGAGUUACUCUACACUGUUACUGUUACUCUAGAGUUACUCUACACUGUUACUGUUACUCUAGAGUUACUCUACACUGUUACUGUUACUCUAGAGUUACUCUACACUGUUACUGUUACUCUAGAGUUACUCUACACUGUUACUGUUACUCUAGAGUUACUCUACACUGUUACUGUUACUCUAGAGUUACUCUACACUGUUACUGUUACUCUAGAGUUACUCUACACUGUUACUGUUACUCUAGAGUUACUCUACACUGUUACUGUUACUCUAGAGUUACUCUACACUGUUACUGUUACUCUAGAGUUACUCUACACUGUUACUGUUACUCUAGAGUUACUCUACACUCCAUCGUUACAUUGUAUAUGCGAUAUAAUUUCAAAUCGAUUAUCAUAA
This is a messenger RNA of Perkinsus marinus ATCC 50983, 795 nucleotides long. RefSeq lists its product as hypothetical. The record is from RefSeq and is a predicted model, not a curated record. The transcript is spliced from 2 exons. Lineage: Eukaryota; Perkinsozoa; Perkinsida; Perkinsidae. The coding region runs from base 1 to 795 and encodes 264 amino acids.